Camelina sativa (false flax) is the source of this 992-nucleotide messenger RNA. RefSeq names its product small ribosomal subunit protein uS17x. Gene Ontology annotation, molecular function: structural constituent of ribosome. Gene Ontology annotation, biological process: translation. The record is from RefSeq and is a predicted model, not a curated record. Lineage: Eukaryota; Viridiplantae; Streptophyta; Magnoliopsida; Brassicales; Brassicaceae. Gene Ontology annotation, cellular component: ribosome; cytosolic small ribosomal subunit.
AAUUCGGAUCAGUUAAAAAGGUACAACUUAUCUAAAGUUCUGAUUUAAGCCCAAAACAAGGAUUGGUUUGGUUUAUAAGCCCAGAUAUAUAAACUUAACGAAGCCAUGCCUGGGUAAUUAGGGUUUUUGGUUUCCGUCAGGAGAUUUACGGUUAGGGUUUCUCUGCACACUUCAACCAACAACAAUGGCGGAGCAGACGGAGAAGGCGUUUCUGAAGCAACCAAAAGUUUUCUUAAGCUCGAAGAAAUCUGGUAAGGGAAAGAGGCCAGGCAAAGGAGGUAAUCGUUUCUGGAAGAACAUUGGUCUUGGUUUCAAGACUCCCAGAGAGGCUAUUGAAGGAGCAUACAUUGACAAGAAAUGUCCCUUUACUGGUACGGUUUCAAUCAGGGGACGCAUCUUGGCAGGCACUUGUCACAGUGCGAAGAUGCAGAGGACUAUUAUUGUUCGUAGGAACUACCUUCACUUUGUGAAGAAGUAUCAAAGAUAUGAGAAACGACACUCAAACAUUCCUGCUCAUGUUUCGCCGUGCUUCCGUGUCAAAGAAGGAGAUCAUGUUAUCAUUGGGCAAUGCAGGCCACUGUCAAAGACGGUGAGGUUCAAUGUCCUGAAGGUCAUUCCAGCUGGAAGCUCUGCUAUUGGGAAGAAAGCAUUCACUGGAAUGUAAUGAGGCUGAAAAGGUGCGAUCUAUUCAAAAAAGAGUAGUCUUUCCCUAAGCAGAGUUUUGACUUGGUUUAUUGGAUUCGUUUCCUAUGUCCUGUCAUUAAGAGAUAUUACAUCCGUUUUAGCUGCAACAGUGUGUCUCAAAGCCUCAUCUCUUUCUAUCUUAGGAUAAGUCUUUUGUGAUGAAAUCUUUGUGUUAGGGAUAAGUCAUGUAUACUUCAAUGUUCCCUAAUUUUAUGGGGAAUGCAACGAACGUGCACCCUCAUUUUACGAGAUACUUCUUACAUAAGAGUAAGCUCCGAUCAUGUUGGAGCCCUGUCAUGCUUUAUCAA